UUGUAGUUCUGCCAAUGAAGCUUGGAGGAAGCCGAACUGCGCUCUAUGGGAUCCCCGCCCUCGUCCUCACCCAAGCGAGUUCCCAGAGGCAGGGGCGGACCCAGCGGCCCCGCUCUCAGAACAGCGCGCUGAAAUGCUGCUGCUGUGGGUGUCGGUGGUUGCCACCUCGGCCCUGGCAGCACCAGUUCCUGGGGCAGGUGGGCUGAGGCAGGGAGCAGUUCAGGCUUGGCCAGAUGCGCCUAACGUGGUGCUAGUCGUGAGCGACUCCUUCGAUGGAAGGCUAACAUUUUAUCCAGAAAGUCAGGUAGUGAAACUACCUUUUAUCAACUUCAUGAAAGCACAUGGCACUUCCUUUCUGAAUGCCUACACAAACUCUCCAAUCUGUUGCCCAUCACGUGCAGCAAUGUGGAGUGGCCUCUUCACUCACUUAACAGAAUCUUGGAAUAACUUUAAGGGCUUAGAUCCAAAUUACACAACAUGGAUGGAUGUCAUGGAGAAGCAUGGCUACCGAACACAAAAAUUUGGAAAACUGGACUAUACUUCAGGACAUCACUCCAUCAGCAAUCGUGUGGAAGCCUGGACAAGAGAUGUUGCUUUCUUACUCAGACAAGAAGGCAGGCCUAUGGUUAACCUCAUCUCUAAAAAAACUAAAGUAAGAGUGAUGGAAGGAGACUGGAAGAAUACAGACAAAGCUGUAAAGUGGUUAAGAAAGGAAGCAAUGAAUUACACUCAACCAUUUGUUCUGUACUUAGGAUUGAAUUUACCACACCCCUAUCCUUCACCAUCUUCAGGAGAAAAUUUUGGAUCUUCAACAUUUCAGACAUCUCUUUAUUGGCUUAAAAAGGUGUCUUACGACGCCAUCAAAAUCCCAAAGUGGUCACCUCUGUCGGAAAUGCACCCUGUAGAUUAUUAUUCUUCCUAUACAAAAAACUGCACUGGGAAGUUUACAGAAAAAGAAAUUAAGAAUAUUAGAGCAUUUUAUUAUGCUAUGUGUGCUGAGACAGAUGCUAUGCUUGGUGAAAUUAUCUUGGCUCUCCACCAGUUAGAUCUUCUUCAGAAAACCAUUGUCAUAUACACCUCAGACCACGGAGAGCUGGCCAUGGAACACCGUCAGUUUUAUAAAAUGAGUAUGUACGAGGCUAGUGCCCAUGUCCCACUCUUGAUAAUGGGACCAGGAAUUAAGGCCAACCUACAAGUACCAAAUGUGGUUUCUCUUGUGGAUAUUUACCCAACUAUGCUUGAUAUUGCUGGGAUUCCUCUGCCUCAGAACCUGAGUGGGUACUCUCUGCUGCCACUAUCAUCCAAAAUGUUUAAGAAUGAACAAAAAGUCAAAAACCUACGUCCUUCCUGGAUUCUGAGUGAGUUCCAUGGAUGCAAUGUGAACGCGUCCACCUACAUGCUUCGAACUAAUCAGUGGAAGUAUAUAACCUACUCUGAUGGGGCUUCAGUAUUGCCUCAACUCUUUGAUCUUUCCUCAGAUCCAGAUGAACUAACAAAUAUUGCCACAAAAUUUCCAGAAGUUACUUCUUCUUUGGAUCAGAAGCUUCGUUCCAUUAUAAAUUACCCUAAGGUUUCUGCUUCUGUCCACCAGUACAAUAAAGAGCAGUUUAUCAAGUGGAAACAAAGUAUAGGGCAAAACUAUUCAAAUGUCAUAGCAAACCUCAGGUGGCAUCAGGACUGGCUGAAAGAACCAAGGAAGUAUGAAAGUGCCAUCGAUCAGUGGCUUAAAACCUACUCUGAUCCAAAAAAAAUUUGAACAAAAAUAGGAAAAUAAUGUUCUAGAGCUAUAUAGAAAUAUGUGAAAAGACCGUGAUUAAUUAUGCAUUUUAAACAUUAGUUUUAAUAAUUACUGAUUUCCCCCCAAGCAAAUACUGACUUUUUGUUGAAGAGUGUAUCUUUUAAAAUACUAAUCAUGAUAGAAUUAUAUAUUUUCAAAAUGAUUACUUCAAGACCUAUUCUUACCAACUUCUAACAAUUUAAUGGAAAUAUUAAAAGGAUGGAAGAAUAUACUAUAAUAUAAAGCUGUGUUUCCUUGAAUAUUAUGGACUAGAGACUGUUUUCACAAUUCUAUCACUUAUGAACCACAAAAUGUUUUUGAGUAUUUGAUGGUGUCUGAUGAGUUAUUUUUAUUUGAUGGGACAUACAUCAUUUGGAUAUAUUUGAUGGGAGUAUCUAGAGUAUUUGAUGGGACAUAGAUUGUGGAUAUGGCUGACUUUAUUCUUUUUUUUAAAUAGGUAAAAUAUAUGCACAAAGUGCAAGCUUUGAGAAGGUACUAAAGGGCUAACAAUCUGCUUGAAGUCUCUUCUUCCCAGUCUCCCAGCCACCCAGUUCCCUUCCGGGAGGCAACUACAGUAAUCCCUUCCUGUGUAUGCUCAGAGAGACAGACAAAGUUCUACAAACUUUAUAUUCUUCCCCACCCCUACCCCCGCUAUACAAAAUGUUCUACAGCUUGUUCUCUUUUUUUCCACUUAACAAAGACACCUAGAAGUUAAACUGCUGGGGAGAGACUACCUCUGGCCAAAUUACUCUAGACACUAUCAAAUUACCCCUACAGAAGUUAGACCAGUUUCUGCCCUCACCAGCAGUGCCUGUCCUCACAUUUGUUGCCACCUGGGUAGAUUAAAACUACUUUAUUAU
Sus scrofa (pig) is the source of this 2637-nucleotide messenger RNA. RefSeq names its product arylsulfatase family member K (gene ARSK). The record is from RefSeq and is a predicted model, not a curated record. NCBI's taxonomy places the organism in Eukaryota, Metazoa, Chordata, Mammalia, Artiodactyla, Suidae. Gene Ontology annotation, molecular function: glucuronate-2-sulfatase activity; arylsulfatase activity.